UUCCUCUAUGAAGAGAGUAAGGCUGCCCACCAUUCCACAAUGGCCUCCCUUGCUGUGGCAAACGCGAACUUUUGCAUCAACCUCUUCAGAGAGAUGGAUAACAGUCCAGGGAGUGGAAACGUGUUCUUCUCUUCUCUGAGCAUCUUCACUGCCCUGGCCCUGGUCCGUCUGGGUGCACGUGGUGACUGUGCUUCUCAGAUUGAUAAGAUACUUCACUUCACCAGGCUCUCAGGAUGGGGCAACUCUUCCAGCACGCAGCCAGACCUUCAGUCUCAACUGAAAAGAGUUCUCUCCGACAUAAACACAUCCCAUAGGGAUUAUGAGCUCAGCAUUGCCAAUGGCCUUUUCGCAGAAAAAGUGUUUGACUUUCGUAAGAACUAUAUUGAGCAUGCUAGAAAAUUAUACAAUGCCAAAGUGGAACGAGUUGACUUUACAAAUGAUGUAGAAGAUACCAGAUACAAAAUUAAUAAAUGGAUUGAAAAUGAGACACAUGGUAAAAUCAAGAACAUCUUUCAAGAAGGUGGCAUCAGCUCCUCAGCCGUCAUGGUGCUGGUGAACGCUGUUUACUUCAAGGGCAAGUGGGAGUCGGCCUUCUCCAAGAACGAAACCCUAAAUUGCCGUUUCAAAUCUCCCAAGUGUCCUGGGAAAGCGAUCACCAUGAUGCAUCAAGAACGGAAGUUCAAUUUGUCUGUCAUUAGGGACCCGCCCAUGCAAGUUGUUGAGCUCAAGUAUCAUGGUGGCAUAAGCAUGUACAUCAUGCUGCCCGAGAAUGACCUGUCCCAAAUCGAAAACCAGCUGACCUUUCGGAAUCUAAUGGAAUGGACCAAUCCAAGAAAAAUGAGGUCUCAGUAUGUCGAGGUGUUUCUACCUCAGUUCAAGAUAGAGAAGAAUUAUGAAAUCAAGCACCAUUUAAGAGCCCUGGGGCUGAAGGACAUCUUUGAUGAAUCCAGAGCUGAUCUCUCUGGUAUAGCUUCAGGAGGUCGUCUGUAUGUGUCCAAAAUGAUGCACAAGUCAUACAUAGAGGUUACUGAGGAAGGCACAGAGGCGGCUGCUGCCACAGGGAACAACAUAGUAGAAAAGCAGCUCCCUGAGUCCAGGGUGUUCAGAGCUGAUCACCCAUUCCUCUUUGUCAUCAGAAAGGAUGACAUCAUCUUGUUUAGUGGCAAAGUCUCUUGCCCUUGA
Molecule: messenger RNA, 1182 nt
Organism: Suricata suricatta (meerkat)
Lineage: Eukaryota; Metazoa; Chordata; Mammalia; Carnivora; Herpestidae
Product: serpin B7-like
Exons: 8
Coding region: 40-1182 (380 amino acids)
Biological process (GO): negative regulation of endopeptidase activity
Molecular function (GO): serine-type endopeptidase inhibitor activity
Source: RefSeq, a predicted model, not a curated record